CGCAGGCGCGUGGCGGCGGCCGAGGCGGCUGGGCCGGAGGAGGAGGCAACUGCGGCCAGCUUGGCGGUGGCGGGGCUGGCUCGGACCUCGGGGCCGCGGAGGGUUAGGGGACUUCCCGAGAACCUGUCCCCAGGCUGCAGUGACUGCGCUUUCCCUGAGUGGAAGCUGCUGGAAGGCAGACUGGCCGCCAUGUCCACGUUCAGGCAGGAAGACGUGGAGGACCACUAUGAGAUGGGGGAAGAGCUGGGCAGUGGCCAGUUCGCAAUCGUGCGGAAGUGCCGGCAGAAGGGCACGGGCAAGGAGUACGCGGCCAAGUUCAUCAAGAAGCGCCGCCUGUCGUCCAGCCGGCGGGGCGUGAGCCGGGAGGAGAUCGAGCGGGAGGUGAAUAUCCUGCGCGAGAUCCGGCACCCCAACAUCAUCACGCUGCAUGACAUCUUUGAGAACAAGACUGAUGUGGUGCUCAUCCUGGAGCUGGUCUCGGGCGGGGAGCUCUUCGACUUCCUGGCGGAGAAGGAGUCGCUGACGGAGGACGAGGCCACCCAGUUCCUCAAGCAGAUCCUGGACGGCGUGCACUACCUGCACUCCAAGCGCAUCGCCCACUUCGACCUCAAGCCAGAGAACAUCAUGCUCCUGGAUAAGGACGUGCCCAACCCGAGGAUCAAACUCAUUGACUUCGGCAUCGCCCACAAGAUCGAGGCAGGGAACGAGUUCAAGAACAUCUUUGGCACCCCCGAGUUCGUGGCUCCUGAGAUUGUCAACUAUGAGCCGCUGGGGCUGGAGGCCGACAUGUGGAGCAUCGGCGUCAUCACCUACAUCCUCUUGAGUGGCGCGUCCCCAUUCCUGGGCGAGACCAAGCAGGAGACCCUUACCAACAUCUCGGCCGUGAACUAUGACUUCGACGAGGAGUACUUCGGCAACACCAGCGAGCUGGCCAAGGACUUCAUCCGCCGGCUGCUGGUCAAAGACCCCAAGCGGAGAAUGACCAUCGCCCAGAGCCUGGAGCACUCCUGGAUCAAGGCGAUCCGGCGGCGGAACGUGCGCAGCGAGGACAGCGGCCAGAAGCCGGAGCGGCGGCGCCUGAAGACCACACGGCUAAAGGAGUACACCAUCAAGUCGCACUCGAGCAUGCCGCCCAACAACACCUACGUCAACUUCGAGCGCUUCUCCAAGGUGCUGGAGGAGGUGGCGGCGGCCGAGGAGGGCCUACGUGAGCUGGAGCGCAGCCGGCGGCUGUGCCACGAGGACGUGGAGGCGCUGGCCGCCAUCUACGAGGAGAAGGAGGCCUGGUACCGCGAGGAGAGUGACAGCCUGGGCCAGGACCUGCGGCGGCUGCGGCAGGAGCUGCACAAGACCGAGGCGCUUAAGCGGCAGGCGCAGGAGGAGGCCCGGGGCGCCCUGCUGGGGACCAGCGGGCUCAAGCGCCGCUUCAGCCGGCUCGAGAACCGCUACGAGGCGCUGGCCAAGCAGGUGGCCUCCGAGAUGCGGUUCGUGCAGGACCUGGUGCGCGCCCUGGAGCAGGAGAAGCUGCAGGGUGUGGAGUGCGGCCUCCGCUAGGUGGCCCCGGGGCGCUCGGGCACCGGGCCUGGGCUGGGGACGGCUCCAUGUGGGCCUCGGUUCCCCUGUCAUCCCGUUCCAGCCCUUGCCAAGCCCUGGGCUGGGGGCUGAGGCGGGAAGAGCCCAGGAAAGCUGAGGCCCAGCUCUGCUGCCAGUGCUUUGUCCCCAGGAGGGACAGAAUCCCACGCCAGCUCCGUGUCCUCGCCCCAGCUCAGCCCCUGUCCUGCAGCAUCAGCAAUGCUGGGGUCUUCCAGGGCAGCACGGCCCCAGGUGCUCUGCGAGGGGCUGGGACCAUCCGAACAGAACUGGCCAUGGUGGCCACAGCGGCUGCCCAAGUGCUGCUCUGGCCCUGUGGGCUGGGGAGGGGUCAGGGUGGCAGCGUCGUCGGGCACUGCUAGGUGCUGCCCCUCGGCCCAGGAGGAGGCCUUGAGACGGGUGAUGGCGGAGCAGGGAGGACUGGGCAGGUGGGGACAGUCCCCAGCAUGCUGGGGCCCCUGGCUGGAGGUCAGGCCAACAGGACACUGCCAGGUGGGGCAGGGCCUUGGGACCUGGCGGGUCGACAGAGAGGUUGGACUCAGCCUCUGUUGUGCCCAGGCCCUCUGUGGCGAGGGCUGUCCCCGGGGUUGUGGUGGCCUGUGCCGCACACACCUCUCAGCUCCGUCGCAAUGCCUGUGCACGCCUGCACGAGAAUGUUCCUGUUCCAGCCAAAAGAAAUAAAAUCCUGCUUCCCUGACA
This is a messenger RNA of Lemur catta (Ring-tailed lemur), 2289 nucleotides long. RefSeq names its product death associated protein kinase 3 (gene DAPK3). The record is from RefSeq and is a predicted model, not a curated record. The transcript is spliced from 9 exons. Gene Ontology annotation, molecular function: ATP binding; protein serine/threonine kinase activity. Bases 190 to 1554 code for a protein of 454 amino acids. Gene Ontology annotation, biological process: intracellular signal transduction; protein phosphorylation; positive regulation of apoptotic process. Gene Ontology annotation, cellular component: cytoplasm; nucleus. NCBI's taxonomy places the organism in Eukaryota, Metazoa, Chordata, Mammalia, Primates, Lemuridae.